GUGCCCCUCUGAUGGGGAGAUGGCUGAUGCCCAGAAUGUCUCCCUGGACAGCCCAGGGAGUGUGGGGGCCGUGGCAGUGCCUGUGGUCUUUGCCCUAAUCUUCCUGCUGGGCACAGUGGGAAAUGGGCUAGUGCUGGCGGUGCUGCUGCAGCCAGGAUCUAGUGCUUGGCAGGAGCCGGGCAGCACCACGGAUCUGUUCAUCCUCAACCUGGCCGUGGCGGACCUCUGCUUCAUCCUCUGCUGCGUGCCCUUCCAGGCUGCCAUCUAUACGCUGGAUGCCUGGCUCUUUGGGGCCCUGGUCUGUAAGGCUGUGCACCUGUUCAUCUACCUCACCAUGUAUGCCAGCAGCUUCACGCUGGCGGCAGUGUCAGUGGACAGGUACUUGGCGGUGCGGCACCCGCUGCGCUCGCGGGCCCUGCGCACACCGCGCAACGCACGCGCCGCCGUGGUCCUGGUGUGGCUGCUGGCGGCGCUCUUCUCUGCGCCCUACCUCAGCUACUAUGGCACGGUGCGCUACGGCGCGCUCGAGCUCUGCGUGCCCGCCUGGGAGGACGCGCGCCGGCGCGCCCUCGACGUGGCCACCUUCGCCGCCGGCUACCUGCUGCCCGUGGCCGUGGUGAGCCUGGCCUAUGGGCGCACGCUGCGCUUUCUCUGGGCCGCUGUUGGUCCCGCGGGCGCGGCGGCGGCGGCGGCCGAGGCGCGGCGACGGGCCACCGGCCGUGCGGGGCGCGCCAUGCUGGCGGUGGCCGCGCUGUACGCCCUCUGCUGGGGUCCGCACCACGCUCUCAUCCUGUGCUUCUGGUACGGUCGCUUCGCCUUCAGCCCGGCCACUUACGCCUGCCGCCUGGCCUCGCACUGCCUCGCCUACGCCAACUCCUGCCUCAACCCGCUGGUCUACGCGCUCGCCUCGCGCCACUUCCGCGCGCGCUUCCGCCGCCUGUGGCCCUGUGGCCGCCGCCGCCGCCGCCACCGCGCCCGCUGCCCCUCCGGCGCCCGCCGCGCCCUCCGGCGCAUCCACCCUGCGUCCUCGGGUCCCGCCGGCUGCCCCGGGGACGCCCGGCCUCGCGGAAGGCUGCCGGCCGGCGGCGGCUGGAGCGGGGAGCCCAGGGGGGAGCCGGUGCGCGGCAAUGCUGGACGAGUCUCGUGUGCCCGAGGACCCGAAUAAAUCUUGUCAGCCUGGACUCUGC
Messenger RNA from Castor canadensis (American beaver), 1187 nucleotides. RefSeq names its product galanin receptor 3 (gene Galr3). The record is from RefSeq and is a predicted model, not a curated record. Gene Ontology annotation, biological process: negative regulation of adenylate cyclase activity; G protein-coupled receptor signaling pathway. Gene Ontology annotation, cellular component: plasma membrane. Gene Ontology annotation, molecular function: galanin receptor activity. Lineage: Eukaryota; Metazoa; Chordata; Mammalia; Rodentia; Castoridae.